This is a messenger RNA of Ruditapes philippinarum (Manila clam), 2846 nucleotides long. RefSeq lists its product as uncharacterized. The record is from RefSeq and is a predicted model, not a curated record. Gene Ontology annotation, biological process: protein dephosphorylation. Gene Ontology annotation, molecular function: protein phosphatase regulator activity. Bases 1 to 2511 code for a protein of 836 amino acids. The transcript is spliced from 18 exons. Gene Ontology annotation, cellular component: protein phosphatase type 2A complex; cytoplasm. NCBI's taxonomy places the organism in Eukaryota, Metazoa, Mollusca, Bivalvia, Venerida, Veneridae.
AUGUCUACAAUUAUUGAUUUUCAAAGGACCAAUAGAAAUCGCGCUUCUAUAUAUCUUAUUGAUAUUCGGAUUAGUUUAGAGUUUAUCGUCUACCGACAUCAAAACAUUAAAAUGGAUGAAAUUUUAAAGAACCUAUGUAGUAAAGCUAAACUGGACAGAGACAAAGGUUUUGGCCAAAUAGAGAAACAUCUUGCAUCAGCAGACAAUGAUGCGAUUUCUUUCCUUGAGAAAAAAUUUACUGACAUGCUGUUAGAUAGCUCAAAUGAAUGGGAAACUAAACAUGGAAUUCUGAUGGGCUCCAAAGCUCUUGCAAGAGUGAGCUCUGAAGAUUUCUGUUCCCUUUUGUUGAAUAGAGCUAUUGCUCUUGCUGAUGACAGUGAAUUCAGAGUGAGAAUAGCUGCAGGUGAAGUUUUGGGAGCUCUUUGUAGAAGAAUAGGAGCCAGUGUAUACCAGCAAUGCUGUACUGAUGUUUUAGAUGGUAUUUCUACAAAUUUAGAGCGUGAUCCAUUGACAGAUAGCUGUAUAUCAGAACAAGAGGAGACAGAAAGACUUAUGGAGAAACUGUCAAGUUCACCUAGAGGUGAAAAGAGGCACAGUACAGAGGCCGCUCAGAUUUUCCAUGACACUGCUGGAUGGAAGUCAUUAGAAACUUGGAUGAAAUGUUUACAGAGUAUUAUUGAAGGAUUAGGACAUAAUUUUAAUCCGUUUGUUGACCAGGAGCUGUUAGAUCUAAUAUUUAGAGCCCUGACUCACACUAACAGAUUUGUUCGAGAAACUGGGUAUUAUGUGUGUGCAAGCUUGGUAAUGUGUGGAGUAGUACAAGAUGGUUCAGACUCGGCCCUGCUGGAUGAUGAUAAUGCUAUAUUGAGGUAUGGACAUCAGUUUGCAGAUUAUCUUGGUAGAGGACUAUCCGAUAAUUGGAGCCAGGUUAGACUUGCGUCAUCUGUGGCAACGAGGAAGUUCCUUCAGAGUUUACCGUCAGAUCAAGCCAGGCACCAGUUCUUCCCCCUUCUGUUACCUAGGAUGUGUCUUAAUAGAUAUUAUGUGGCUGAAGGCGUCCGUAUCUACUCACAGGACACGUGGAAACAAGUGACUGGAGAACAGGGGAAACAACUCGUAGAGAUGUACAUUGGACAAGUGGUUGACUACUAUAUAGAAGCGACAGGGGCAGACAACCACGCUGUGAGAGAAGCUGCCUGUGCGUGUAUCGCAGAACUUGGAGCUAAAGUGAACAAAGAUGUUGUGAACAUGUAUAUUCCAAGGUUGUUAGAGGCUCUUCUCAUCUGUUUUAGUGAUGACAGCUGGCCAGUUAGAGAUGCUGCAUGUGUGGCGUGUGGGAACUUUGUCCUUUGUUUUCCGGAGGAGUCAAGGUCAUCUUUACCAGCAUUGUAUCCACUGUUUUUCAACAAUCUACAAGAUAAUAUACCAUCAGUGCGGCAGGGGGCGGCCCUUGCUCUCUCCAAUGUUGUCCGAGCAUAUGGUGAUGAAUGUUUUGAGGAGAUCUUGAAGAAAGUGAAGGAAGGUUUGGCAGGUGUUGAGAAACAGCCGGAGAACACAGAAAAAUACAGCUCUCUUGAUAAAGGACCAGCAACAUACGGUGUGGUGAAGAAAUUACGAGACAAUGAUAUGAUGUUGCAUACAGAUAAACAGAUGUACUCAUGUGGGUCUUUGGCCCCUAAGAUGGGGCGUGGCAACAGUAGUGGGGGAUGCAUGGAUCAUAAAUUUAGAAAGGAACCUGAGCCCUGGGAACUUGCAGAUGGAUGUAUCCACAUAGUAGCCGAGUUAUCCAGUUUACAGCAGUUUGCCAGUAAAAUUGCAGAGUUAUUGCCCCUGGUCAGUAAAGCUGUCACAUAUGAUCAUUAUACACAUCACACAAAUAUGAAAGAAACCGUGUGCCAAAGGUUACCUCAUAUAGCAAAGGGUCUUGGUAAAAGAUACUUCAAAAUGUAUCUGGAAAUUUUCUUCGAUACCAUAUUCUAUAGUCUUAGUUGUGAUAACGCUUUAACCUCAUCAGCUGCCGCUCAUUGUAUAUCCGAGCUCGGCAAGUUCCUUGGCCCUUCUAUCUUGAGAGGCAGAAUAGAACAAUACAACCCCAGAUAUUUAGAACAGAUGCCUGCAGAUUUUGGUCAGCACACUAUGGGCCCAGGCCCUGGUGUAUUCAACAGCCCUCAUGGAUCAGGUCAUGCAAUGUUUGGUGGCAUGCCAGGGUCUAGACCAGAAGCAUUUGGUGGUGUGCCAGGGCCGAACCCAGUCAUGUUUGGUGGCAUGCCAGGGUCUAGACCAGAAGCAUUUGGUGGUGUACCAGGGCCGAACCCAGUCAUGUUUGGUGGUAUGCCGGGGUCAAGUCCAGCAACAUUUGGUGGUAUGCAAGGGUCCAGUCCAGCAACAUUUGGUGGUAUGCCGGGGUCUAGCCCAGCCAUGUUUGGUUGUCCUCCCAAGUCAGGUGCACCAGUGAUUGGAGGUCCCCAUGGGGCCAAUCAGAGUACUUCAAGAUAUGAUGACCGUAAAUGAUGACAGCUUUUUGACUCAAGAUCUGAAUGAUUAUAUUACUUAGUGAUGUUUUAGAAUUUAGUUAUAUGUUUGUGCUUAUUCACUUUAAAAAUAUUUGAAGCCAAAGGCAGCUUUUUAUUUAUUAAUCUGCAUAAAUUGUUGCCAAGUUUGACUUGAAAAUAUUCAUACUUUAGUCAUUUAUUUACACCUUUAUUGGCAUAUAAUUGAUUUUAAUCUUCCAGCAAAUGCCAGCAUUAUAGAGCCAGAUGAACUUAUACAUCAGUUAGUGGUUUUACUUAGAUACUUGAUAAUGGCUUAAAUAUAUUGAUGUGAUGCAUUAAAAUAUUGAAAAAGAA